This is a messenger RNA of Caenorhabditis remanei, 1629 nucleotides long. RefSeq lists its product as uncharacterized. The transcript is spliced from 6 exons. The record is from RefSeq and is a predicted model, not a curated record. NCBI's taxonomy places the organism in Eukaryota, Metazoa, Nematoda, Chromadorea, Rhabditida, Rhabditidae. Gene Ontology annotation, molecular function: protein binding. The coding region runs from base 1 to 1629 and encodes 542 amino acids.
AUGCUCUCAGCGAAGGAGAAAGAAGACUUGAAAGAGCAAGCUCGCCUCCUCGAAGAAUGGAACAAACGCAUGCCACUUCCAAUUCAAUCGAAAGUUUUCAUUUCAAAAGAUCUACCAUUCGAGCCAGAAGAUGAUUUCUUCGCAUACAAUCAAAUGCAGUAUUCGGAAAGACGAAAAAUGAUAGCGAAAAACCUGAAAAUCGUGACAAGAGACGACAAUUCAGCUCAUUUAAAGGCCCAUCGACUGGUCAAAACCAGUGUGAAAAGAGAUUCACAGCUGGCGAAAAAUUGGAAAUUUCGACUAGUAGAUGACCCGGAUAGUAUUGCGAAGAUGUUCCGAGUCUUGGGACAAAGAUCGAUGAUUAGUCAGAACAGAGAGAAAGAGCUGAACAAUGAUAAAGAUCAAGAUGAGACUGUUCCAGAAAACAUAUUGGACUACCUUCCCACCUACCGCUCACCGGAAAAAAGAAUCCUGCUAAUGAAAAAUCUAACAUUUAAUAAAAGGAAUCCGAUUCCAGUUUACUGCGAUUUGCCGUUCGACUUGAAAAAUCUUGAAAAUAUUCAUAUUCCGAAUGCGCUUGUCUUCGAUUACACGGAUAUUAAUUUUAUUAAUCAAUUUACCGAACCCAAUCUUACGAGAGCUCUGGAUAUGUCGAAAGAGGGCGAUAAUACUAUCAAAUGCACAUGCCAUGACGAAGGUGGCGAGACUGUUCCAUGUUACGAUAAUGUGUCCUGUAAUUGCUAUCGGGUCAAUCAAGUGAUGCGAAGUUUUCAAGAGAAACGAAAUAAUUGCUCCUAUACUGAAUUUUCGUCCUUCAAACCGAUUCUCUUCACCGGAACACACAGUCACUUCUAUCGCCACGUUGGCUUCGCGUGCUCAGAGUUGUGCGGCUGCAAGGGAAACUGCACGAACAACGCGUUGCUCCUCCCGAAUAAACGACUCUUUCCAAUAGAAGUUUUCCGAAAUAACGAAAUCCUCGGCUUCGGUGUCCGAACGUUGAGUAUGAUUCCAGCCGGCACUCCCGUCAUGGAAUUCACCGGGGAGAUUGUCGGCGACCAACUGACCCCCGGCGCUCAUUGGGACAACGGGGAUUACGCGUAUCAGAUCAGUUAUCGAGACGACGAACAGCUGAGAAAUCUCAUCAAAAAAUUGAAUUUCAAACCCGAAUACGAGAAACUUAUUGUGAAAUUGUCACAGAAAAAGUACUAUAUCGACCCGAAAGUUCAGGGAAACGUGGGACGCAUGGCUUGCCACAGUUGUGCGUCCAAUUUGGAGUGGGUUAGAGUGUUUCAGAAGAGUUUGUCGCCGGCGCACGUUCAUUUGGUGAUGGUAUCGAUGGUGAAUAUCACCGCGGGCACACCGCUAACCAUCGACUACGGUGCCACGUAUACCAAGCAACGAUUCGACAGUGCUUGCAUGUGCGGCUCGUUCGCUUGUUUGAAUGGACCGGACGCUGCCACGUAUUCCAAGGCGAUGACUCUAAAAUUAUCAAUGUGCCACAAGACACUCUACGACGCCCAAAUCAAGGAAUGGCGCCAAGUGAUCAAACCGGCGCCCAUCGAAAGCAACAACGAGGCCAACAACGAGAACAAUUUGCCGGAAAUCGUCGAAAUAACAGAAAAAUCCUAA